Messenger RNA from Psylliodes chrysocephalus, 1392 nucleotides. The record is from the annotation of a GenBank genome assembly. Lineage: Eukaryota; Metazoa; Arthropoda; Insecta; Coleoptera; Chrysomelidae.
AUGCUGGAGCAGUUUGCAGUAACAAAAAGAAUAGGUCAUGAUUGGGAAGGUGUUGAAACAGCAUUUGAGUUGUAUAAAGUCUGGCUAUCAAAUACAAAUGACAUUCCUCAUACCCAACACCCUCCUAAGGAAGAUGACGAUACAAAUAUGCAGGAAGACAAUAUGCCUCUAACACCAGCUGAAAAACAAAGGCAAUACAGGGAGAGAAAGAAGCAAAAUCCUGUAAAAGAAGCAGAAACAAGAGAGAAAGCCCUUAUAAUGUAUCUUACGAAAAAGAAGUUGGUCAAAGAUAUGACACCAAGGGAACAUAGAAGCGCAAAGAAAAAAUUAAAAAAGGCUAAUAAAAAAAGAAGGGAGCAACAAAAAGCAGUUCAGCGACUAAUGGCAAUUGAUACACCACCAGCGUCUCCUGUUGGAACACCACGAAAUUUAAGUCCUGCAAUGCGCGCACAUGUUUUGGGACGAAGAAAGGUUAGGCCCGAUGGGACAAAAUUAUUUAGAGAAAACCAGAAGUUGCUUACAGAAAUUGAAAAAAUUAGGAGGCAGUAUCUGAAGUACAAAAAGAGAUACCAAAGAACUAAAAAGAGACAGUCAGAUGAUAAUAAUAAUAAUGAUAAGUAAGAACUGAUCAUUAUUUUCGAAAAUACACUCAAACAAUUGAAACACCACAUUUACAACAAGAAAAUCCAAUACAAAUGUGACAGGGCUUGCAUUGACGGUCUAGAAAAUGAUGAAGUAGCAUUGCAUAUCGACUUCAGCGAGAACUAUACUCGUAGUUGUAAGCAUUUCGAAGAGGUGCAGUCACACCGCGUUGGUGGUUCAAGGAAGCAAGUAUCAUUACAUACAGGGGCAGCACAUGGGAAGGGAGCGGCGGACGGUGUAGGUGGUUUUCUCAAACGAACCGCAGAUCAGAUCGUAGCUACAGGCAAGGAUAUUUCAGAUGCAUUACAAUUCUUUGAAGCUUUAAAGGAUUCUAGCAAAGUUAAGCUCUAUUUUAUAAACGACGACGAUAUUGAUCGAGCGGCAGAACAUAUUCCAAAACAUAUUUUGCUGCUGCCCGGUACCAUGCAACUGCAUCAAGUUUUUUCGGAAGAUACUGACUCUGAUUCUGAAGAUCAACCAUUAAGCAAAAUAGCCAACCCAAAGAACCCCACAGAAGGUGGUACUUCGUACCGAAGUGAUCCAAGUUUAGAAGGCAUUUUAAUGCAUCCUAACAAUAUAACCGAAGGGGAAUAUCUUCUGGUCAAAGUUUUCAGUGAAAAGAGUAGCUUUUAUACUUACCUUGGACUUGCUCAAAGUUCAGUCGAUAACGAAGGCGAUGUACCAAAUGAUGUAUCAUAUGAGUCAUACGAAAAUCUUAUUAAAAUUGUCUCUAACUCUAUAAAAUGCUAA